This is a messenger RNA of Chlorocebus sabaeus (green monkey), 4428 nucleotides long. Lineage: Eukaryota; Metazoa; Chordata; Mammalia; Primates; Cercopithecidae. The record is from RefSeq and is a predicted model, not a curated record.
GGCAGGCAGGGAUAGUCUAGGAAGAGAGAAGGGCCCAGGGACUGACCGAAGGACUCCAAGGGCAGGGGUCCACACCUGACCCCUGGGGGGAAGGGGUCCAUGGGCAAGGCCAGGAGCUAGAAUGAGCCAGAAAAACCACUGCCACCCGGCACCUGCAGGCCCCUGGGGUUGGGGCUUCUAAAAGGAAAGUGAAGGCAGGACCAGGACACUCUCGGCCAGUGUCUGACUGGCUGAGUGACAGCCAGCAGGCCGCUGCCCCUCCUGGAGCUGUUUCUCCGCUGGGUUCACAAAAGGCCUGACUGGCCGUUCUGAGGGCCUUUCCGCCAGGCUGUCCAUGACGCUCCUCAGAGCUCACCGUGAGGUAGAGAAAUCCCCCAAAUGAGAAGCCCAGCAAAGGUGGGUGAAGGGCACACUGGCCCCGAGCUGGGCUCAGAGGUCACCAGGUCCAUGCCCCUGCCUCUGGCCCAGCUGCUCCACAGGCAUAGGGGCCUCCCAGGCCCUAGGAAGCCUCCAGGGCCUCAUCCCUGGGUCUGUGCCCAGAUGUAACAACGCAGGCACUUCCCGAAGCCAGGGCAGCUCUGAAACCACCACCCGCCACAAAGGACGGGUGGAGGCAGAGGCGCAGGCUGGGGCAGAGGGCGGUCAGGGCUGCGUCAGGGCGCGCUGGGUCUCAGGCCACCGCCUGCUGGGGUCAGGGCUCGGGCAUACUGGGAAGGUGCCCGGGAGCGGCUCCCUGUGAAGAAACGAAGGGUUCCCGGCCCGGAGCUACUUCCCUGACCACAGGCAUAGCAGGAGCCACGGCUGCUUUGUUUCCUUCUGGGGCUUCCCUCGGAAUUCCCAAAAGUCAGCCAAGAAUGCCGGACAAAGGUCACUGGGAGCCAGCCCAGGCCCAGGACAAGCCCUGCAGAGGGAGUGGCAGGUAUGGACUCCCCACCAGGGUUGGUGCCGGGGAGAGAGCAAGGGUACUGUCACAGGAGACCAGGAGCGCCCAUCCAGGUUUACCUGCUGCAGCCUCAGAGGCUUGGGCAGGAGGGAGGAGGGCAGUCGCCUUGAGGGAUGGCUUUGGGCAACUCCCCUGCCAAGCCCCCAAGGACACAAUAGGCUCAGGAGUCCACCCCUUGGUUCUCUCCCUCCCUCCGGAGUGGGAGCUGGUCCCACAAGGGUCUAGGGGCACCAGCAGGGGCUCGUGAAGGCUCAAAUUCCCUAUCAUUGUUUCUACAAAUGCAUUCUCCCCAAGCAGGCCUCCUCACCCCUCCUGCCUCUCACCCUGUGCCCUGGGAGGGGAGUCGCUUUGUGAACCCCCAUGGCCCUAUGGGCCGCGCUUGCUCAGCCAGAUAGCCUCCCCCUUCUCUGCUGGCAGGUGUGGACAGAUGGACAAAUGGAUGGGCAGCAGGAGCGGGUAGAGCUGGAGCGGGGACCCACUGCCCAGGCCAGUGACUCAGACUGGGAGGAAUGGAAGCGGCUGCCCAGGAGGGGUGGGGGCCUGGGCAGGCCACCCGGCCAAGCCACCGGAGCCUCAGCCUGCGGAGUGGAAAGAAUAACAGAGGGCAGGCAGGCGCUGAGGCAGCCGUCCGCACAGGGUGACGCCAAGUUAAGAAUUACCCUUCACAGGCUGUUCAGAGAACUUCAAGUGCUACAGGAUGCGUCUGCAAGUAGAGCGCUCCCCAUCUUCACCAAGACCACAGCAUAUGUGGCCCCUGACGGAGGGAGUCCGCCUCCCCACCUCCCGGGUCUGCCACCGCUCCCGGAUGGGAAGCUGCCUCUCCUUUUCCUUAGGUUUCAAACCUGGGUGAGUCCUCUGACCCAAUGGAAAAAAAUGGAGUCGGGGAGGUCGCGCGGCCCCCCUCCUGGCGGCUUCGGGCCAGCCCUCCGGCUCGGCUUUCGGGUUACUGCAGUUCAAACAGCACGUGCUGCCCGCGCUGGUAGCCGAGCUCAGCCGGGAGGGGCGGAGUCCUGCCCCGUGCGCGCCUCCUCCGCGCCUCCUCCAGUCGCUCGGGAAAUCCAAGGGAUAAACACCCACUUGCCCUUCCUCUUUCGGGGGGGUGGGUGCGCUUUGAUCCCCGCUCGUGCCUCGCCUGCUCUCCCCCCGCCCGCCCUGCCCCCAUGGCCCAGGCCCGUGCGCUCCGCGGCCCAAGGCUCGCCGCACCUUUCUCUGACCAGGCCCAGCCACCGCAGCCCACAAGCUGUCCCCAACCUCCACGAGCAACCGCCUGCCCGCGCCUCCCUUCAAGCAGCCUGUGGUGGGAAGGGCAGCUUUGAUUUUAGAAUGAUCGCUCUCCAGUCCUCGGAAUUCCCUGGGAAACGUGGCGAAAAGGCGAACGCCGGCCAACUGUCCCGCCCCCUUCCUUUUCCAGCUCUGAGGAGCAAGGCAAGGACGGGCUUUGGACACCCCAGAUCCCGCAUGCUCAAGCUCUUCCAAGCCACCGUUGGUGGUGCCCACGGCAGUCGGCCAGCAUGAUAAGGGACCAAGAGGAGGGAGGCCGGAGCAGGCCCUGGAUCCGGACUCGAGGCCUUGUCGGCGGUGAACUGCGGUGUCUUCAAGCAUGGUGUGCAAAGGGGGGCACAGAUUCGGUAGGGGAACAUUCCCCAGGCUCCAGGAACUCCUUGCCCCGAGGUGAGGGGAGGGAGUGCACGGAAGAAAGAGGACAGAGUUCUUACCUUGCGCUUGUUGCGGUGGAUGUCGCCAAUGGAAUUGGACACCGUGUUGGGGCCCAGCAACAUGCGCGUGCUGCGAGGCCACUCGGUGCUCACGAGGUGGUGCUCGCCCAUGAGGAUCUUGCGCACGUUCUCCGCGCCGGUCACGCGUAUCAGCGGCCGCCCCAACAAGUGCGUCUUGAACACGUUGCCAUACUUCUCCCUCCGCGACGACUGGAAGCCAGAACCCUGCGGGAGCCACACCGGGGUCUCUCUCAGGGUGCACUUCUGCAGAAGGCCCGCGAGGGGGGGUGGCGGACCCCAACGCGGGGCACAGUCACCUGCCCCCUUCCCCACCAAACACACACUCACACAGACAAGCACGCAGGUUUUAUUUUUCAUAGCGUGCACAAGAACUGGGAAGUAGGGCCUAGAGGAUAAUAAAUAAUGCAAGGAGGCGGAGGCCCAGGGGCACCCCCAGGAGGCUGUUUUUUAGUAAUGACUUUCGAGAGGAAAGAGGUAUCACGGACAGCUGGACCCGAAGCGGGAGUCUCCGCCUCCAACCCCCCCCCUCCCCCGCGCUCGGGAGCCUCUCGGAAUAAAUAUUUCCAGGCUCCGGGCCACGGGCUGGCGAGACCCCGCGGGGUGGCCGCAGGCCAAAGAUUAUUUAUAGCGGUAAGCGGUCGGUGCCCGAAGGCAGCAACUACAGAUGGGGGUUGGAGUUUCCUCCGCUGUCCGGUGUGGCCCGCGCAGGGACCCGGCGGCCCUCGGAGGACUCUGCAGGGCGGGGUCACGGGCCGAGAGCCGCGAUUUUCCUAAUGCAUUUUGACCUGGAAAUAACGGACACCGACUUUGGUUGCCGCCCUGGAGUUUGGAACCCGAGCGCGGGGCGGGGCGGGACCGGGCAGGGCGACCCGCGCAGGUAACCAGAUCCCCGGCUGUGGCGGCGCGAGCCGAGGAUGGCGGGGCCGGGGCCCUGCCGGGCUCUCGAAACGGCUGGCGGAGCCGGCCCGGCGCGGGUACCGGAAACCGUGGAGACCUCAGAGGGGCGGGAGCAGGGGCGUCCCGCUCACCUUUGACGUCGGCACUAGUUACCCCACCCCACGUUAACCCUUCUCCUGCCGGGGCAGCACCGGGCGAAAAGGGGAGGGGCGCCACCUGUCUAGCCGCCCCGCCUGCCAGUCCACCGGCGUACAGACUCGGGCUCCAGAUCUACCUGGUCCUGCAACCCCGAGGGGACAACUCAGUCUCCCUAUCCCGGGUUGGUCCCCCUCCUCACUUUUCUUUUUUCCACAGAAAACUAUUCUCCAGCUAAAUGUGCACACACCCCAGUACAGCCGAAAAGUGACUCUGCAGAACCCGGAGCCCUAAUCACUUUUCCACAUGCGCCUCCGGCCCCGGCGCGCGACGGGGAACGAGCCGGGAGCGCCGGCGCAGCCAGGAGGGGGGCUGGGCCGCGAGAACGCUGUCCCCCUUCCAGGCUGGAGGACGGGGAGAGUUCCCCCCACCGUGCAGCCCUUCUAGACGGCGUCUACCCCUUUAAGAAAAAUCUAGGCGGAGGUGGGGUGCGACAGAGCGGGUGGUGAGGCGAGGGGUUCCCUCCCUCGGUCUGCUAUACCCCUCUCCCUCGCUCCGUCUCACUCUCCGUCUUUCCUCUCCUCCUUUUCCUCUGUUUUUCUUUUCUUUCAACACAAAAGUUGGGUUGUGAAUUUUCCGAGGUCGCCGCCGCCUCGCCCCCACCCCCUGCCUCUGAUCUGCCUAACUAUAAUUAAAGUGCGUUUUUUGUGGCAUUAA